AUGCGUAGCCUGAAGGUACUAAGUAGGAUCUUGACCUCUGCAACUCAAACCGCGGCAGCGGCCCUUCCCAAUUAUAUUGGCAAUGCGGUUAUCCUCUUCAUUGGAUUUAUCUCCGUGCAGGCACCCAAGUUUCAUUAUGCGAAAAGUUUGGCAUCAAAGCUGUACAAAGACAGCUACGCCAUCGUCGACACCCAAGAUCAAGCCACACUCUUAAAAGGCUGGCUCGCUUACAGUGCACUUACCGCCAACGGCGGAGGACCUUACCUAGCCAGCCUGAGCGAGACGGUGUUCUGCACCAGAGAUUCUGGGUAUGACGGCUAUGCUGGCAUCGCUGGCAAUACCCCAGCGGAUGGACAUCAGUACUGCAACAGCUGCUUGACAGAGGGCAUCAACAGUGGGGCGGAUGAUAUUUGGUGUCAGGUCAACGACCGGGCGGAUGGUGGGACGGCGACUCUCGAAGAUCACAUGUAUCAUGGUGGGAACCCUAAAAAGGGUCCCUCGGGUAUGUGUACUGUCGACACUCAAUGUGCUGGAAGAGGCUGGAUGGUCGGAUGUUAG
Molecule: messenger RNA, 558 nt
Organism: Letharia lupina
Lineage: Eukaryota; Fungi; Ascomycota; Lecanoromycetes; Lecanorales; Parmeliaceae
Exons: 2
Coding region: 1-558 (185 amino acids)
Source: RefSeq, a predicted model, not a curated record